GAGCAGAGCCCCUUAGAGCCCCGGGAUGAGGACAGCGGGGACACCGAGGACGGGGAGCAGGGCCUGGGGCACCGGUGACAGCGCUGGGCAGCGGCGCCUCAAGCGGGGUCAGAGUACACGGGAUGAUAAGGAAGGGUGUGAGGGAGCACGAGGAGCGGGGACACCGGGGAAGGCAUGCUGAGGACGCCAGGGACAGGGGCAGCAGAUUCACCAGCCAGGGACAUGGAGCACCCUAGGGCUGGGAGAGCAGGGCCCAGAGCUGGGGCUGCUGAGUUUUGUGGGGGACAUACUGUGCCCUCUGGGUGAGAGGGCAGCAGGGCCUCAGUGGAGUGACCGGGACACCAGGGCUUGGUAUCACCAGGUGAUGGGGAUGUGGGGACACCAGGGCUGGAGGCAGCAGAGUCUCAAGGACACCGAGGGGCCUGUGGGGCAUGGGAGCCUUGGGCCGGGGCCAUCCAGGAGGCUGGGGCUGUUGUGUGCCCGUUGGGAACACAGUGUAACCUCCCAUGUUUAGUCUGGAUGGGGGAAUGUGGGGGAAUGUGACCUUGGACCCUGGCCGGGAGCGGCUGUACAUGGAGCCGUGUCCUGGUCAGGGACAGAGCAGGCCUGGUGGUGGCAGAGACACUGCCCUCUCACCCCAUUCCCCACCCAGACACUGCUGGCACUGCCGACGCCGCAGAACCCCACGCCAGCUCAGCCGCCCCCGGCCCUGCGGCAGGCAGGCCCAGGCAGGCCGUGCCAGGGGUGCUAGGAGGGGCUCAGCCUAAUCCCACCAAGCAUUUCCCAGGCAACCAUUCCUCCAGGGAUCACGAUGGGAUCAUGGCGGGCACUGUGCCACUCCCUGCCUGCCACCCCCAGUCCAGACUUGUCCUCCCUGUGCCCCUAACUCUGCCCCGCUGGGAGAGAGGGUCCCCCACAGCCUGCAGCCCCUCGCAGGCCAGGAAGGCAGGGUAUCCGCGGCCCUGUGGCACCUGCCACUCCCAGGUCCUGGCAGUCCUCUGCAUGGGGGGGGAGGCAGGGGCAGCAAUCUGCCCAGCUGUCCCCUCCUGUUCCACAGCGGCUGGAGCCAGGGCAGGGGCAGAGCACAGGGUGCCAGAGCCGGUGGAUGCUCAGGGGUCUGCUCCACCUGGCUGAUGCCCAGAACCCCUGAGGCUGCCAGCUCCCCUCUGUCCAUUCCACCCCUAUGUCCAUCCCUGGCCAUGUGGGCUGUGUGGUGUGGGGAUCACCCUGCCCAGCUUCUAUGCUCUGGGACAAAAGUGUGGGGCUCCUCCGGUCCCUCCUCUCCAGCGCAGACUGGGCUCCAUGCCCUCCCCAGCCCUGUCCAUGUGUCCUGCGGGGCCAGGGGCUGCCAGUGGGGCCGAUUCUGCUGCAGGAACGACUGCCCCAGUGCUGGCUGUGCCCUGCUGGCCCCAGAGCAUUGGGCUGGCAUGAGGGCCAGGGUAGUUAUGUCCCUGGUGUCCUCCUCCCGGGGCUCUAAGGGGCUCUGCUCCCCGCCAAGGGCUUGGCCAAGCUCUUGCACUGGGGGCGGUUCCGCCAGGGCUGUGGGGUGCUGGAGUGGUUGGGCUGGGUUGACUUUGGUGCUGGUGGGACCGGUGCUGCCGGGUUUGGUGGGGCCAUGCAAUGCUGGGGCGGUUGGGCCAGGUUGGGUUUGGCUCGGGUGGGACCAGCACUGAGGGCUCAAGGCUGUUCAGCUCUGGGGGUAGCCGUGUUGGGUUUGGCUCAGGUGGGAUUGGGGUUGACCUGCUGUGGGGCAGCUGCGUUGGAUUUGGCUCCACUGGGACUGGCUCUGCUGGGCUCGAGGCUGUCCUGCUCCAGGGGUGGUCGUGUUGGGUUUGGCUCAGGUGGGAUUGGAGCUGUCCUGCACCGGAGGCAGCUGUGUUGGGUUUGGCCAGUUCUGCCGGGGCUGGUGGUGCCAGUGCUGCGGGGGGCCUGGGUGCGACUGUUUUUGCAGCCAUUGUCUUUGUGCUCUUUGAAGACGCUCCAGUUUCCUUCAACGGGGCAGGUGGGGCGGCCCAGGCGUGGCCAAGCCCAGCCCAGAGGGAGGAGGAGGAGGAGGAGGAGGGUCCAGCUGUUUUUUCCCCCCACUGGGUCCUUGAGGCUGAGACAGAGCGAGCGAAGGUCCCUGCAGCACUGAUACGUCCCUCCUGCAGCUGCCAGCGCCAGGCUGAUGCUGGUCAGGACGUGUUGCCGGGGUCAGUUGUGCCCAUGAGGCCGGCAGGGCGUAGGUGGCUGGGCAGCAGCAGCACCGGCAGGGCAGCGGCGCAGGGACACGCUCACCAUGGAGUUCACGGCCAUCGACUACAGCAUCUUCGCACUGCUGCUGGUGCUGUCAUCAGCCAUCGGGCUGUUCUAUGCACUGACCGGCGACCGUCAACGCACUGUGCAGGAGUUCCUGCUAGCCAACCGUGACAUGGGCUGCCUGCCCGUCGCCCUGUCCCUGCUGGCCUCCUUCCAGUCAGCGGUAGCCAUCCUGGGCGUGCCUGCUGAGAUCUUCCGCUUCGGCACCGAGUACUGGUUCCUCGGCUGCUCCUAUUUCCUGGGUCUGCUCAUCCCAGCACACAUCUUCAUUCCCGUCUUCUACCGUCUGCGCAUCACCAGCACCUAUGAGUACCUGGAGCUGCGCUUCAACAAGACAGUGCGAGUCUUGGGCACUGUCACCUUCAUCUUCCAAAUGGUCAUCUACAUGGGAGUGGUGCUCUACGCCCCCGCACUGGCCCUCAACGCAGUGACGGGCUUUGACCUCUGGAGUGCGGUGCUGACGAUGGGGCUUGUCUGCACACUCUACACUACACUGGGUGGGCUGAAGGCCGUCAUCUGGACAGACGUGUUCCAGACGCUGGUGAUGCUGGCAGGACAGGUUGCCGUCAUCGUGGUGGGCGCAUGGCGGGUGGGGGGCAUGGCCCGUGUCUGGCGCGUGGCUGAGCAGGAGGGCAAGAUCGCCGGCAUUGACCUGGACCCCAACCCCCUGGAACGUCACACCUUCUGGUCUCUGGCUGUGGGGGGGAUCUUCAUGAUGCUGUCGCUGUACGGGGUGAACCAGGCGCAGGUGCAGCGCUACCUCAGUGCUCGCAGCGAACGGGAGGCCAAGCUCUCCUGCUACGCCGUGUUCCCCUGCCAGCAGAUUGUGCUCUGCCUCAGCUGCCUCACUGGCCUCGUCAUGUUCGUGUAUAACCAGGAGCACCCGCUGGCACCCACCCAUAGCUCCUCUGACCAGCUGGUGCUGUUCUUCGUGAUGGACGUGCUGCGGGACCUGCCGGGGCUGCCCGGGCUCUUUGUCGCCUGCCUCUUCAGUGGCUCCCUCAGCACCAUCUCCUCUGCCUUCAACUCACUGGCCACGGUGACCAUGGAGGACCUGGUACGGCCGCACUUCCCUGAGCUAUCGGAGUCGCGGGCCACGUUGGUCUCCAAGCUGCUGGCUCUCGGUUACGGGCUGAUAUGCCUGGGGAUGGCGUAUGUGUCCUCCAUGCUGGGACCUGUGCUGCAGGCAGCCAUCAGCAUCUUCGGCAUGGUGGGGGGUCCUCUCCUGGGGCUCUUCUGCCUUGGCAUGUUCUUCCCUUGCGCCAACCCCACAGGAGCCGCCGUGGGGCUGCUGGCUGGACUGGUCAUGGCUUUCUGGGUAGGCAUCGGCAGCAUCCUGCACGGCACAGGAGGGGCCAAGGGGGUGCCCCCAGCCAACAGCACAGUGCUCCCCACUGUGGGCAACCUCAGCACUGUCCUGGCUACCACCUUGCUGCCCCCCACAUCAGCACCCCCAAGCCCCACGGGGCUGCAGCGGUUCUACAGCCUGUCCUACAUGUGGUACAGUGCCCACAACUCCACCACUGUCAUCCUGGUGGGGGUCCUGGUCAGCCUGCUCACUGGCCCCACGCCGGCAGCGGCACUGGACCCCCGCACCAUCUCCCCUGUACUGCCAUGGCUGCUCUGCUGCCUGCCCCCCAAAAUCCGGCAGUGGUUCUGCUGUGGGGUAGGUGACCCUGCCCAGGCCCCUGGCCAUACGGAUGCCACGGAGAAGAGCAAUGGGGUGCCCAAUGGCCUGAUCCCCCCUGGCCCCGACCGGCAGGGGGAGGAGGAGGAAGGACAGGGCUACAUCCGCAGUGCUGGUGCCCCCUCCUACACCCUGCAGGAAACCUCCUUCUGAUACCCCCAGCAUGAGGGUCUUGGCCACCCCCGGUCAGGGGGCUCAAACCCUGGUGGGGCAUCCACAGACAGCUGGGGAGUGCCGAGUAACAGGCGGUUGGGUCUCUGCAGUGAUGCUGGUGGGCUGCCCCUUCAGGGGGCUCUGGGACCAUGGCUGGAGAUGUUGGAGCAGUGUCCCUGUCCCCAGGCCGGGACGUUGUCCGGUACCCCCAGCCCAGCCAUGUGCCUUACACACCGCUCCAGGGCUGGGGCUGCCCGGAGCUGUCGGGGUGCCAAGUGGACCCUGCAGCCCCUAUCACCUGUCUUUGUGUUUGGUGUCCCCCCAAUAAAUGGUUCUAGAGCACA
This is a messenger RNA of Corvus hawaiiensis (hawaiian crow), 4482 nucleotides long. RefSeq names its product solute carrier family 5 member 6 (gene SLC5A6). Gene Ontology annotation, cellular component: membrane. The coding region runs from base 2279 to 4138 and encodes 619 amino acids. NCBI's taxonomy places the organism in Eukaryota, Metazoa, Chordata, Aves, Passeriformes, Corvidae. The transcript has 15 exons. The record is from RefSeq and is a predicted model, not a curated record. Gene Ontology annotation, molecular function: sodium-dependent multivitamin transmembrane transporter activity. Gene Ontology annotation, biological process: pantothenate transmembrane transport; sodium ion transport; biotin transport.